Molecule: messenger RNA, 2275 nt
Organism: Dreissena polymorpha
Lineage: Eukaryota; Metazoa; Mollusca; Bivalvia; Myida; Dreissenidae
Exons: 2
Coding region: 721-1383 (220 amino acids)
Source: RefSeq, a predicted model, not a curated record
UGUUAAAAAUAAAAAUAAUCGUUCUCCGUUUGUGGAUAACGAGGAAGAAGAUAUGGGACACAGUGACGUGAGUAAUAACACAGUGUCUGGCAAGCAGAAAAAAGACGUUCCAAAGUUGACUUAUUAGAGGAUCGUUUUGACGAGAAAUACGGUAAACUUGAAAACAUUUUACACAAUAUUGUUGCAUUGUUGCAAUGCCAGUCACAAAGACAUGGUAAUUCAAAGCAGGGGAAUGGCAAAAGCCCCAAUUAUGACCAGGGGAGUGAUAAAAGUCCCAAUUAUGAAGAGUGAACUGGUCAAAGUUCCACAAGUAAUCGUCAAGAUGACGUGCUUUCCAUUCAUCCUGCUUCCUCUGAACAUUUUUCGUUGUCUGAUUCAGAAGAGGAAGACACAGAGCACAGUGCGAGUGUACGCAGAUAUUUGAAAGACAUUUUUGGAGAAGAUGCAUGUUUGAAAAAAGAUGCACAAAAGCCAACUGGCAUUUGCUUAGAAAAUUCACAGAAAGAAAUUUUGGAACAAAGCUAUCGGUCUAAGACACCUAAUAAUGUAACAGCCUUUUCUGGAGAGUGCAAAGAUUUAUUUCCAGUUGAUGAAGACACUGAACAUUUUUUACGUGUACCUACAUUGGACGAUAUUGUAGACACGUGUCUAACAAAAAAGUUUGGUUCUAUAGCUUCAUUCGCUAAACAGGGAACUUUUCUGUUUUCACAACCAAACAAAAUGGUGGAGAAGACCGCAUACAGAGGACAACAAAGUGUCUACAUGGGUAUUGUUACACAGAUGUACAUGCAACAAUCGCUUGCAAUGUUAAUGGACAUGGCUACAGAUAAACCAGACAUUGAGAAAAAAGUGAAGGACAUUUUUGCUUUAUCCACAAGAAGUCUAGAUCAAUUUGGUAGAGCAGGAGCAUUUUUUCAUAUCAUACGUAGACAAGUCACAAUGAGCGAGACUUCUUUAUAUGAACUUGAUGAUUCAAGGAUAAUCAGUAACCUACCCUUGAGAGGUGACGGGGUGUUUGGUGAAGAAUUGGAAAAGACUCUCAAACAAAAGAAAGACAAAAGAAAAACACUUGAAGAGUUAUUGCCGGAAAAAUUGCAAAAGAAGGAAACAUUUAAGAGGAAAGCCAGUGACCAGACAGAACAACAAACAUCUGUCAAAAGACAAUAUGUUAAGACAAAUACAAUAAUGGGUGUUCAGCCAAAUGAAUACAAUAGAGCGCCACCUACAUUUCGCAUUCCAAAAUACAAUGCGGAAUCACGAAGUACUUUUCGAACGGAGCACAGAUCUGGUAGCUCGAGAGGUCGGGGCAGCUAUACAGCCAAUAACAGACCAAGGGCUACAGUUGCCAAGAUGCCUUCAAGCAACCACCGUUUGAGCCAAUAAAGACAGCCAGUUAAAAGUAUGUAACUUACAAGACAGUUUUUCUCAUAGCAAUUACAACUUUUCGCAGAUGUGGAGAUUUACAAUCUUUGACUUUGGGAGAAAAUUCUGUGAAUGUAAAAGCAAAAGGUGUAACUUUCAUAAGGAAUGGUUUAUCGAAACAGGACAGAGGUUCAAAUCAGAGCAAUACUAUUUUUAUUCCUGCUUUUCCAAAGAACAAGUUGUUGGAUCCAAAACGAGCAUUGACUUGUUAUUUGAAAUCAACAGAACAAAUUAGGAAUUCAAAAGAGAAGGACUCUUUGAAAUUAUUUUUAACUGUAAAUAAACCACAUAGACCGGCUUCAAGUCAGACAAUUUCGUCAUGGAUUGUUAAGACUAUUCAAAAGUCACACAAGAUAAAAAAAAAAGUGAAUGUACCUAAAGUUAAAGGUCAUUCAACUAGGUCAAUCGGACCAUCAUGGGCUCUUUUUAAGGGAGCUCCAUUGAAAGAUGUUUUGGACAGUGCGGAUUGGAGUAGGUCAUCUACUUUUGUGAAGUUCUAUUUUAAAGAUGUAUCAUUUGAUUUUCUUAAAUAAUAAUGUUUUCUCCCCGGCGAGUUAUUUUCCGGAAUGUGAACUGUUUUUAAGUCAACAGUAUGAAACAUAUCAUAUAUAUGAUGGUCACAAGUAGUGGUUUAUCAAUCAUAUAUUUUUUUAAUAUAUUGUUUAAAUAUGUGGAAAGGUGAAUAAGAAUACAUGAUUUGUGCUGUGUACAGUUAUUAUUGUGUAUAUAAGAGGGACUGUUGUAGCAGUUUUUAUGAAUUAGAAGAUAUAGAAAACUCUGGGAUGAGAUGAUCUUCUAUAAUUGUUGGAGUGGUCAGAAAGUACCUGAACCCUCCUCCAAAGAGGGACUGCUU